Paramuricea clavata is the source of this 2691-nucleotide messenger RNA. The record is from the annotation of a GenBank genome assembly. Lineage: Eukaryota; Metazoa; Cnidaria; Anthozoa; Malacalcyonacea; Plexauridae.
UCACGCAUAUUUUUGUUUGAUUAGAUUUCAAAUAUCAUCACAACAGAAUUCUGCCAGGGUCGAACAAUGCGCUGGGGAGUGGCAUGGACAUUUUUGUCCGAUGUUGUAACGAAGGUAAAAUAAUUUUCAUUCUUGGUUUUUGGCUUCUGAAAAACACCCUGUAUAGAAUUGAACCUCAUUCUGGUCAAAAUUAACGUGGCUGUUUUGAAGUUUUCAUAUGAAACGUUUUGUUGUUUCAGUAUCCGCCAAAGAAGAAACGAAAGAACAAACCGUUACAGUUGUCAUUUUCUCCGAAUACAGUUUGUCCAAAUGAAACAUUUUCCGAAAUCACCAACAUUGACCAGUUAAUUUCCAGGAUUUCGGAAAGAUUUAAAGAAAUACUUAACGAACUACAGGUUAGUGAAAUCUUUCUAACUAGUGUGUGGGUUUUCACUUGCGCAAAUAUCAGAGCAAGUGCGUUUAACCUCGUGGGGUGGAUUCUCCUUAGGGACACGUGACACUCACGUGAAAAGAGACAGUGAGUCAACAACGCUUUAUCGUGAGUCGUGGGUUUUCUUCGGGUACUCCGUUUUUUUCCCACAGGGAAUAUUGACAGGGUGGGUUGGGAUUAGCCUUUAUAUAAUAACUACAGUGAAACACGCAAUUUGAUUGGUCAAUAGCCGUGCAGGAUCAGGCUAUCCUGCACGAGGAAUUAAAGCGCCUUCGCGGGAUUUUCGCGGGAUUCUCAAAAUGUCAUUGUUCCACUGUAGUAAUUUUAUAAAACAAUUACCAAAUGGUUUUCCAAGCAGAAUAGCGUGAUCCAUGCACUUGGGAUGGUGCUCGACUUUCGGAAAGCGUAAAAAUACUCGAGCCGCAGGCGAGUCUCGCGACAUCCCUCGUGCAUGGAUCACGCAAUCCUGCACGGAAAACCAUUCGCUAUUCCUUUAAUAAUGGACCCUUCCAUCGUAGACAUGAGUUAUAAGGUCUUGUGAAGGUCCUUAGAAAGCCUUUGACUUGAUCAGGUUGAAAGUCUACACACGUAAAAACGCACAAGUUGUAACAAACCUGCAGCAGAGUUGUAGCAAUGCUGUUCCGACAAUUUGUAAACGGCUUGUUGGCAACUUACUACAAGGUUGUUGAGCUCAACAGACUUGUUACAAGUUGUUUCAACAACUUGUUAUCGUCCUGUAACUUGUCAACAAGUUGUGAGUGACAACCUUGUAGCAACUUGGUAAAAUAACAGCAUUGUUACAACUUGUUGACAAGCUUGCUACAAGCCUGUUGCGAAGACAUCUUGUUGACAAGUUGUGAGAUUUUUACGUGUGUACUUCAUAAUUUUUAGCUCUCAGCUGCGAGUAAGGACGAUUAGGACGUACUCACUAACAGAUGGUGGUCAAACUGUAGUUAUCAGAGUGAGAAAUAGUGUAUUUGGUGGCCAAUAAAUAGAAUGAGAGAUGUAGUUUAUUUUUGCUUCUGUCAGAGUCAGUAUUCCUGAAGUUGACCACGCCAUCCAACGGACUUCUUUUUCAACUUAGAUACAAGUUCUCUCGGAAAGCGCAGGAGAAGCGAAAACUACGAAACUGCAUUGUCAUGCAACACACAAUACCUGGGCAAACCAGAGAAGAAAGCGGCGCGAGGCUGCAGGAAAACUGAGAUCUAGUAAACAACCUUCGGUCAAUCAUGCUUCAGACUUGCCACUUGAAAGUUGUCUAACUGAUAAUACUUUGAUGAAAAGUCCUGAAACUGUUACGAUGUCAGAGUUGGAUCAUGCAGAAACUAUUGAAUCAGGUCAGAAAAAUUUAUCUACAGCAAAUGAGACCUCACAGAUUGAAACCAAUUUACCUUUAGUUUUAACAAACAAAAACUCCAAUGGUGAAAUAAUCAAAGUUCAGGACUCGAGGGUUGUUACUUGUCUAAAUUGUGCCUCUGAGAAGGGUGAACUGCUGACGAAUACAACUAUAAAACAUCGAGCUGCUCCAGAAGGCAAAACACAAAAUAAUGAGACACUGAAAUCUGACAACAAAGACGCGAAAUUGCAAACGAACACAGAAGACAAAAUUUCUUCACUCAGUACAGGUGUUAAAAAAAGAAAAACUUCUGCAGAUACUAGUAAACAUAGACAGAAGUUUUUAAAACCAGAUGAUAACAAUAAGAGCGAAGAGUUCUUUCUGGAGUUUGUUGUCAUAUUAGGAGCGAAGCCUGAUGACGUAAUGUCAGGUAGUUUGUCUCAAAUGUUUCUGCAAAUGGAAUGGAUGAAUGGACAGGAUAGAAAUUCCAUGUAUCAAUUAUUUCAAUAUUUUCAAAACCGCUUCAGUUCCUGAGGGGUUUUACAAAUAUCAUGCGUACGUGACGUAAUUUCGUGUGGCUCUCGACCAAUGAAGUCGCUUGAAUUCUUAAGGUUGUAUAUAUAUAUAUAUAUGAUAUAUUUACCUCCAGUGGUUCCAUUCAUCUUAACGGUAGACAACUUUGUAUCUUGCUUGACUUUAUCAGAUUGGUUGACUACAAAGAAAUGUUUAAAAGUACAAUGAACCUCAGAGCAAAUAGAUAUCAUUCUUUAUAUGUUUGUGAUGUUACUCUGAGUGUGUCUGAAAAGCCAGAAGGGCGUCCAGGCGUCCUGGGACGCCCCUAGAACGAAAAAUGGACGCCUUUGGACGCCCAAAUUCCGGGGUAAAAGGGAAAUUAUUUUCAAUUAGUUCCCUAAGUAUAUUUAAU